Kuraishia capsulata CBS 1993 is the source of this 1437-nucleotide messenger RNA. RefSeq lists its product as uncharacterized. Gene Ontology annotation, molecular function: transcription cis-regulatory region binding; DNA-binding transcription activator activity, RNA polymerase II-specific. Bases 1 to 1437 code for a protein of 478 amino acids. Gene Ontology annotation, cellular component: RNA polymerase II transcription regulator complex. The record is from RefSeq and is a predicted model, not a curated record. NCBI's taxonomy places the organism in Eukaryota, Fungi, Ascomycota, Pichiomycetes, Pichiales, Pichiaceae. The transcript has a single exon.
AUGGCCGACUCCAAAAGAAGCAAGUACGACGAAGACGACGAAGACGAUGUGUCUUUGAAGCGCCAGGACCGCGAUUCUGCGUCGCCAACCCCAGGUCACAAGCCCGGCAGAAAGCCGAUACAGACGGAGCCAAAGAACAAGAGAACAGCACAGAACAGGGCCGCUCAGCGGGCUUUCAGAGAGCGUAAAGAGCGCAAGAUGAAAGAGCUGGAGAUGAAGGUUGAACUCUUGGAGAACGAAAAGCUUCAAAUGAGCAACGAGUCUGAGUUUUUGAGAAUUCAGGUGGAGUCGCUAAUGAAUGAGCUCGGUCGUAUCAGAGGAAAGAGGUCUAUUUCCGACGUUCUACCGAAGGCGCCAAUUGUGGAUACCGUAGCGAAGUCGAGUUCCUCAGAUAUAAGUUCAGCCGCUUCGAACGUUUCGGACUCCCCAGGUUCUGAUCUCUCAUCUGCCUCGUCCGCAACUCCUUUGAGCUCUUCCAACAAGUCCACAUUCAAGUUUGAUUUCCCAUGGAGAGAAAAGCCCCAGCAAGUGACUGGAUCGCUUGCGCUGACUUCCCGUUCUUCCAAGUCGUCUGUACCAGAACUGGCACCCUCGACUAAGACGUUCUCCACCGCCAGCGAGUCUUCCCCUGCUACGAACGGCUCCAUGGAGUUUUCUGCAACGGAUGAUACUUUCAAAUCGGGACUAGACACUGUGGAGCACUUUGAUGAAAAUGUGGACAGUUUCUGCGCGCAGUUGAACACUGCCUGUGGAACCAAAGAUUGUCCUGUUCCAAAGACCCUCGACUACAGAAGCACGCAGCCUUCAGAGUUCUCCAAAGCCAAUACCUUAACUGCUUCCAAUAACUUUUUGAAUGCUCCGUCGCCUAUGGCUCUUCUAUCGGACAAGCAAACAGUCGGGGGAAACGACCUUGAAGACCCAAUGGCUUUCCUCAACAACUCCCCCUUUGACCCAAUGGUGGUAUUCGACAACAAUAACCACAACUAUGGCUCCAACGAGUUUACGGACCUUUUUGAGGACGAUUUAUUUCAGAAUGAUGAUGUUGUGAGUGGAUUGGUGACGGAGGAAUCGAAGUACGACGCUUUUGGCUCUCUAUAUCAGGAAAGUGCUGCAGUUACCACCGCCAAUUUGCAGAACUUGAACCAAACGAAGGUGCAAGUUCCAGAGAAUAUGGAUGAUGACUUGUCCGAUAACGACGUUGUUCCAGCAGAGCCCAAUCUUGUUAAAUGUUCUGAGAUAUGGGAAAGAAUCACUACCCAUCCUAGGUUUUCAGAGCUGGAUAUUGAUGGCCUUUGCAGCGAGUUGAAGCAGAAGGCUAAAUGUUCAGAAAAAGGAGUUGUAAUUACCAACAGGGAUGUUGCUCAGAUUCUGGAUAAUGCUCACUCUCAGAGAGGUGGAGAGUCUAUUUCUGAGCCUAACAGUUUUUUGAGAGUUUGA